Pogona vitticeps (central bearded dragon) is the source of this 3248-nucleotide messenger RNA. Lineage: Eukaryota; Metazoa; Chordata; Lepidosauria; Squamata; Agamidae. The record is from RefSeq and is a predicted model, not a curated record.
UAGCCCCACCGGAUAGAGUGGAGAGGCGGGAAGUCCCUUGGAGGCGAUCCGGCUGAAAACGGGGGAUGCCCUUGUGCCAUGUGGUCUGCCCACCUGAGUUGGCAAGGACUUGGGGGGGGGAUCCUUUGGGUACACCCACCCCAUUUCCUGGAGAUCUGCAGUAGAUCUCCUAAGCUGGUGAUCAUGCUUGCAGACUCACUAUUAUGCAGCUUGAGCCACAAGGAGGAGAUCCCUCUUUCCUGUGUCCUGCAUGCCCAUAUGCCCACACCCACUGCUGACAAAUUAUUCCCUAUGAAGACCCAACAGCCUGGCAUCGGACUGGGCAGAUUCCCAGAUUUGAUCCCACCCUGCCAGCUAUGACCCCCCCCGCCACCAUAUGGCCUCCGAGCUCACUAGAACGUGAUGGGAUCUGUAAUCCCAACACACUGGACAGGUACCCGAGUGAGGAAGGGUGGAUAAAUGGCUCAUGACAUGGUGUGUGCUUUUCGUUGGUCAUCUGUAGGAAACAAGUGAAGAAAGUCAGUAAAAUAAGUAGCACUGCUGGAAUGUGUGAGCUUUUGAGUUGCAGAGCUCUGCCUCAGAAAGACAAUUGGGAAGCUAGAAAGCUGGGCGAGGAGGGGCAUGGAUCUGGAUUUCAAGGUUUGCAAUCUCCAUCCUUCUGAGAUUUUCUCCUGCAGCAGAAAAUCUGGUUUGAGUUUUUGAGGGUUUUUUUUUUCCUCCUUGUGAAAUAUCUCCCUGUCUGCAGAUUACAGCAGCCUUUUAAGGGCACAACCGAGACUUGCAUAUUUUGAGAAGCGGGUGCUUCUGUGACUCCUGCCGAAGCCCAAGCGUAAGCUCGACGUUGAAAUGGCUGUCUCAGGCCCUGUCAGGAUCGGGGCAGGAGACGUCCCCGGGGCCGUAAAGGCCCGAGGCCCGGCCAGAUCCUGGAGGCGAACGACGCUCAAGAUGGCGGACGAGGAGAACCUCAGUUCGGCUGCGCUGUGCCAGCAUUUCCGAUGUUUCCUCUACCAGGAGGCGAAGGGCCCCCGGGAAGCCUGCAGCCGACUCCACAGCCUUUGCCGUCAAUGGCUGAAACCGGAGAGAUGCUCGAAAACUCAGAUCCUGGACUUGGUGAUCCUGGAGCAGUUCUUGACCAUCCUGCCCCCAGAGAUGGAGAACUGGGUCCGAGGAUGUGGGCCCGAGACAUGCUCCCAGGCGGUGGCCCUGGCCGAGGGCUUCCUCCUCAGCCAGGCAGAGGAUAAGAAGAAGGCGCACCUGCAGGCUUCAGCAGAGGGCCGGAAGAAGCAGCCCGUAAGGUGGGUCACUCAGGAGAGCGACAAAGGCACCACCUCCCUGAGGAAUGGAACUGCUGUCGUGAUUGCUUCUAAGCCUUCUCCUCUUCAGGCCAGGAUACAAAUAACUGCAGAGCCCACCCUAGAUCAGGUGCCAGUGACCUUCGAGGAGGUAACUGUCCAUUUCACGGAGGAGGAAUGGCUGUUGCUAGAUCCGGCCCAGAGAGUUCUCCACGAGGAAGUUAUGGAGGAGAAUCACACAAACGUGGCAUCUCUGGCAGGUGAUUGGGGGAAAAGAAGAAAUGAGAGCAAGGAGCUGAGAAUAAAAACUGAAAACAAGGAGGAUUGGAGGCAGGGAUCCAUUAUGUCCAAAGGAUCUGCUUUCUGGGAGAUCCCAGCUGGAGAAGAAAACCACCAAGUGAACAAAUUCUCUUUAAUGGGAAACUACUUAAUAAAUCAGUCAAGACUUAGCGAGCCUCAAGGACGUCUUUCUGGAGGCAAAGAGCUGAAAUGCCCAGAGGGCAGAAAGAGCUUCCCUCAGAUCAAGAGACUUCCACAAGCCAUCCACGCUGGGGCAGAAACCUAUCAGUGCUUAGAAUGUGGGAAGAACUUUGUUUGGAAGAGCAACUUUGCCAGACAUCGGCGGAUCCACACUGGGGAAAAACCGUAUAAAUGCUACGAGUGCGGCAUGAGCUUUGGUCAGAGGAUAAACCUGACCCGGCAUCACCGAAUCCACACGGGGGAGAAACCCUACCAAUGCUCCGAGUGCGGGAAGAACUUCAGCCGGAGUACCCACUUGAGGAUCCACCACCGGAUCCACCGGGGAACGAAGCCGUACAAAUGCUCCGAGUGCGGGAAAAGCUUCAUGAGGAAGAACGACCUCACCAUCCACCAGAGGGUUCACACGGGUGAGAAACCCUAUCAGUGUUCUCAGUGCGGGAAAUGCUUCAGCUGGAGCGCCCAGCUGAGGUCGCACCACUGGAUUCACACGGGGGAGAAACCCUACCGGUGUGCCGAGUGCGGAAAAAGCUUUAUGAGGAAGAACGACCUGACGACGCAUCAGAGGGUACACACGGGAGAGAAGCCCUACCAGUGUUCCAAAUGUGAUAAGAGCUUCAGUCAGAGCACGCACCUGAAAGCUCAUUGUCGAAUCCAUACCGGUGAGAACACGUUUCAGUGUUCAGAGUAUGGGAAGAGCUUCAGCUGCCACACAAACGUGAACGCCCAAGAUCUCGGGCAGGGGUGGGCAACCUGUGUCCCUCCAGACAUUGCUGGCCUGCAGUUCCCAUGAGAACUGCUUCAUGCGUUCUUCUGUCUAAGGAUCAUGGGAGUUUUUGUCCCGCGACAUCUCACUAGGCCCAUCUGAUCUAGGGGGGCAACAAUGUAAAUUAGACUCUUGGUUUUGAUCAGCUGCACUUUAAUCAACCAGUGGAAGAAUCAUAUAGAGUGGAGAGCCUUUAAAUGCUCAAAAUAGAGCGGUGAUUCCAUUUUGGAUGCUAGCCAUAAUGCAACAGGGUGCUCGAAUCCUGUCUGUUGAUACCCUUGUCAUUCCGCCAUGAGGCAGGAGGAAGGUUCUUUCAGAUAGUCUGGUGGAAUUUUCUCUGUUCCGCAGAGUUUAAAAAAGUUACAUUUUUCAAAUACAAUACCUCAUAUGUCCUAAUCAUCAAUGGCCAUUGCUUUCUUUUCAGCAGCAAGAAGAUUUUUUAAAAAAAAGAAAGGGGGGAGGGAAGAGAGACUAAAACUAGGAAAGAUUCGCAGUGUUGUUUAGUGGUUAGAGUGCUGGAUUAGGAGAUGUAGGUUUAAAUUUCACCUCAUAGAGGAUGUGUGGAGCUGGUAAAACCCCUCCUCAGAUAUCUCACUUACUUUGAAAGUCCUAUAACAAUAAUUGCAUGCCCUCAAGGGAAUCAUGACAACCCUGUUCAAGAUUUUCCAGACAGAGAAUACUCAGAAGUGGUUUCCCCUUUCCUUUCUCUGGGG